GCCAAACUGUCCUUGAAUCAGUUCAUUAGGGGUAGGGGUAAAAUCGUCCAGGUUUAAAUAACACUAUUUGGCCGAUCAAUUUAAUUAUUUAAUCACUAGACUUGGGAUUCUCCGUAUACAAAAUUUGUCCUUUCCAAUUCCUCAAUGCCAUUUGUUCUUCAGCCAACUUCUUCCACAACACACAAAUACACACACUACCACACCUCCAAGAAACACACACAAAACAAUUCAAUCAAUGGACCUCAAAAUCGAUCAAAACGACGUCGCAACUCUCAUCAACCUACAAACAUCAUACUCCAAUCUCAAAACCCUCAUGAAAACCUCCCUCAAAAUCGACGCGCAAUACGAAAAGAUGGACGAAAAGUUCGACGCCAUCGAAGAGAGCUUAAGCACAGCCUCGAAAAGAAUAGCGCCACUACAAUCUCUGUCAAUAGCAACAAAAGCUCUGGACACAAGAAUAAACCGCGCAAUAUCCCCGGCCCUAGCCCUUCUAGAAGGUUUCGAACUCGCCGAAACCCUCCAACGUAAGCUUCUCAAAAUAGCCUCGAAGCUUCUAUCGGAGAAGAAAAACCCUAAGAAGAGGUUGAAGAAGCUCAUCGAGUACGUGGACUGCAUGAACGAGUUGAACGAGUCGAUCAACCGGAUCGGUGACGAGACCGGACCGGCGAUCCAGAAGCUUCUAGAAGUUGUGGAGUUCUUGAGCAGGACUAAAGCGACCGAUUAUUACAGGACGGAGCGUCUUAGGGAGACGCUAAUCACGCUUAAGGCUGUUUCGGAGGCUGAGGUGGAUUCGAUGAGAUUCGAUGGGGUUUUGGAUGAAGCUUUGUUGAAUUUGCAGGAUGAGUUUGAGGGUUUGUUGAUGAGAUUAAGGCAUCGGAUUAGUGUAACUAAUGACGAUUAUGAUAAUGGUAAUGAUGGUGAUUAUGGUGUUAAUGAGGGUUUGGGAAGUGAUUUGGAAGUUGAGGUACUUGGGAAAAUUGCUGAGACUUUGGCUGCUAAUGAUUGUUUGGAUAUAUGCAUUGACAUCUUUGUUAAGGUAAGAUACAGAAGAGCAGCCAAAGCACUAAUGAAACUAAAUCCAGACUACCUCAAAACCUACACCCCGGAACAAAUCGACGAAAUGGAGUGGCAAAAUCUGGAACAAGCAAUUUCUCUCUGGAUAAAGCACUUCCACCUCGCCGUCGAAACAGUCCUCCUCUCCGAAAAAACCCUCUCCAAACAAGUCCUAUCAAACACCACCAUUGCUGCAGAUCUAUGGCCAGAGUGCUUCGUCAAGAUCGCCGACAAAAUCAUGGCCGUCUUCUUCCGCUUCGGCGAAGGAGUUUCUAGAAGCAGCAAAGACCCCCACAAGCUCUUCAAGCUUCUAGAAACUUUCGACUCCCUCGAAAAUCUCAAACCUAAAUUCUUCGACGUUUUCGACGGGGAGUUUUCCGGUGCAGACAUUCGCUCCCGUUUUCGAGAACUCGAGAAACUACUAGUCCACGCGUCGACCAGAGUGUUUUACGAGUUCGGCUUGAAGAUCGAAGGCGAUAUUCACGACGGUUUGGCUUUAACUCCUCAAGAUGCCUCGGUUCCGAAGCUGGUUAGGUACGCGGUUAACUACCUCAAGAACUUAACCACGGUUAGUUAUAGCUCGCCGAUGGGUAAAGUGCUCGAGAUCGAGCACCUUUGGAAAAACGGGACCCUUUCAUCGGAAAACGAAUUAAAUGGUCAAGAUUUGUUCAAGGAAGCGGUUUCCAAUGUGAUGGAGGCUAUACAGAGGAAUAUCGAGUCGAAGAAAUUGCGUUUUAAAGAUAAAGUGCUUGCGCAAAUAUUUGCGAUGAAUACGUAUUGGUACGUGUACAUGAGGAGUCGAAAUAGUGAGCUCGUGAAAUUAUUGGGGGAGGAUUAUAUGAAGAGUAGAUACAGGCAUGCAGCUGAGGAAUCGGCUUACUUGUACCAGAAGCUAGCUUGGGGUAGUUUGGUAAAAUUGCUGGAUGUUGGAGAAGAGAUUAGGGGGGGUAAUAGUAAUUAUGAGAGAGUUGGAGGACUUGUGAGGGAAAAAAUGGAGAGUUUUAUGGUUGGAUUUGAUGAGAUUUGUAAGAGGCAUAAUAUGAGUGGUUUUGAGAUUGUUUGUGAUGCUGAUUUGAGGGAGCAGAUGAAGGAUGCUACUUUGAGGUUGGUUUUGCCGGUUUAUACUGAGUUUUUCGAUAAGUACGAGCCGGUUUUGGUAAAGUUGAAAAUUACGCAUUUGCCCCCCGAAUCGGUUGAGGCAAUGUUGAGGGGGGUUUUUGAGGGGGGUGGUGGUGAUCAAGGGGGUAGUGAUGGAAAAUCGAAUCUUGUUGGACGGAGUGGAUCGAACGACCGGAUUGAUCGGAGGGUGGUCGUUGAUCGGAAGCGGUUUGGGAAAGAUAAUCGACGGUUGGAAUUCGAUAAUAGUGAUUUGUGAAUUUUGAAAAAAAAAAUGAUUCCUAUUAAGU
Messenger RNA from Erythranthe guttata (spotted monkey flower), 2459 nucleotides. RefSeq names its product exocyst complex component EXO70I. Gene Ontology annotation, biological process: exocytosis. Gene Ontology annotation, molecular function: phosphatidylinositol-4,5-bisphosphate binding. The record is from RefSeq and is a predicted model, not a curated record. NCBI's taxonomy places the organism in Eukaryota, Viridiplantae, Streptophyta, Magnoliopsida, Lamiales, Phrymaceae. Gene Ontology annotation, cellular component: exocyst.